AUGGAGGCUCAAGGAUUUCACCGAACCAAUCAAUCUUUACGCAACCGGUCGCUUCUGCCAUCGAGGAUUUUCACCCUCUUCUGGUCGGCAGGCGAAGCCAGCCUCCUUCCCUUUCUGCCCAUGUAUUUCCGUUUCAUCGGACUUACAGCUUUUCAGACCGGAAUUCUUGGAUGUACAAGGCCGUUGGUAAACUUUUGGGCUUCCCCUUUGUUGAGGAUUCUGGCCGAAAGGACAAACAAGCGAAAGUUUUUUCUUCUCUCGCUUCUAUUGGCUGCCGUGAUUUCUAAUAUUUCUUUGGGAUUUACAAACACAGAUGAUUACGCAGCGAAUUUUCGCAAAUAUGUAUGCAAGAGAGCAGGGGAUUCUGAUUUAGAUUUUAAUCGAACUAUAUCAAGAGUCAAUGGAUCAAACUUUAGUCCCUUGAAUGCAUCGACGAAAAAUUCAGGAAUAAACAACCCAACAGGUGUAAUCGACAAAUCGAUCGUUACAUCAUUAUCGAACCUUUCAUCGCCCGGAGGUGCUUCAACACAAUUACAUGACACUGGUGUAAUGAACCACAACAUGGACGGUCCUUUAGAAAAUGACUUUAAAAACUUUGAAGUCAUUAACUCCAAUUCAAGUGGAGACCAAGUAAUUCAUUCAAAGUUACUAUUGGCACACCAUGUUAAUAAUUCACUAACUAUCAAAGAAUCCCUGCAUAAUAACAUUACCCAACUGGAAGUACAAAGUGAAUGGUACCUCGCGUACGGUUUGAAAAUAGACCACUCCUUUAAAGUUCUUCUCACCCUGGUGUUCUUUUGUGAACUUUUCUCAUCUCCUAUCAGUUCUAUUGGCAGAAGCAUAUCGUCUGAUAUUAUGCGACAGAGUCAGGGGUCCCGAUUGUGCACCAGUGUCUGGACGUCCCUUGGGACAAUUCUUGGCGGUGGGGUUCUAGUAAUUACCAUUGGAUAUCACCAUUGUGAUUUUGGUUUAAAAAACAGUUUCUACUUACAUUUUUACAUUUUUGCCUCCUUCAGUGUGUUGUCCUUUUUUCUCGGCGUAUUACUAAAAGAGCAUGAGAAGAAAUCACAUUUGACGUUGAGGUUUGGAAAAACCUUUGCAUAUCUGUGCUGUGACAUAAACAUGAUCUGUUUUCUUGCUGUGCUUCUGGUGCUUGGCAUGGCAGAGUCUCUCAUGUACAACUUUAUGAUGUGGUAUCUACAGGACAUUGGAGCAUCAAUUGUUGUCAUGGCAACUAUCAUAGUGACAUCAGCUUUCUCAGAAAUUCCAACAGUGUGUAUCUCAAAGCGCUUAAUUCACUGCUUUGGUCAUCACUGGGUGAUAUUUGUUUCGCUUUUCUGUUAUGGAGGUCGCUUCCUUUAUUUUUCUUACUUCAGAAAUCCUUGGCUCAUACUCCCCAUAGAACUUCUCCGUGGUUUUUCUUACACAACAGUUCACACAGCAUGUGGAUCGUAUGCAGCCACUGUAUCACUUCAAGGCACUGAGAAGACUAUGAAGGUUAUCUUUUCAACAGUUUACUACGGUUUGGGUAUGGGCACAGGUGGCAUUGCCGUAGCUCUUUUGUACCAGCUUCAUGGGCCGACAGUUGUGUUUCGCUGUGCUGCUGGGGUAUGCGGCAUUUAUGCCCUUGUGUUUGCCAUGCUUCAGUGUAUUCUUAUCCUACCUGAUGGAGACAGAAGUGGUGGUAAACUAAUGGAAUAUCAACAAAUUAAUUUGGAUGGCGAGACAGGAGACAUUCCCCUGCAGGCGGACUGGUUAAUGGAAGCUCUUAGAGCAGAAGAAGAUGGAGAAGAUGAGACUCAUUUUGUGAAAGGAAUAAGAUGA
This is a messenger RNA of Porites evermanni, 1824 nucleotides long. Lineage: Eukaryota; Metazoa; Cnidaria; Anthozoa; Scleractinia; Poritidae. The record is from the annotation of a GenBank genome assembly.